CUCCCUCCGCCCCGCUCACACUGUUUGGGAGCAACCGGCCGAGACAGCGGCUGCCCCCGGCCCCAGCGAGCGCAGCGAGGCCCCGCGCGGACCCGGCCCCUCGCCCCGGCCCCUCUUCCCCCCCCUCCCCACCCCGCGCUAUGUCCCUCAAGCAGCAGGCGGCGGCGGCGGCGGCGCAGGCCGCCGGCAACAACCGCAAGCCCCCCGGCGGCGGCGGCGGCGGCCUCCCGUCAGCCGCGGGCGGCGGGAGGCAGAACAUGGGCAGAGGUCGCAGCAGUGGCAAAGGACCACCUCAGCCUACAAUUUCUUUUGAUGGCAUCUAUGCAAACAUGAGAAUGGUUCACAUACUUACAUCAGUUGUUGGAUCCAAAUGUGAAGUACAGGUGAAAAAUGGAGGUAUAUAUGAAGGAGUUUUUAAAACCUACAGUCCUAAGUGUGAUUUAGUGCUUGAUGCUGCACAUCGGAAAACUGCAGAAUCCAGUCUGGGGCCAAAACGUGAAGAUAUACUAGAGAGUAUCUUGUUCAAGUCUUCAGAUUUUGUUAUGGUGCAUUUUAAGGAUAUGGAUACCAAUUAUGCAAGAAGAGAUGCUUUUACUGAUUCAGCCAUCAGUGCUAAAGUAAAUGGUGAACACAAAGAAAAGGAUCUUGAACCAUGGGAUGGAGGAGAGACCACGGCUACUGAGGAGCUUGAGGCAUUAGAGACAGAUGUUUCUAAUGGAUGGGAUCCCAAUGACAUGUUUCGUUACAAUGAAGAAAAUUAUGGUGUAGUAUCAACUUAUGACAGCAGUUUAUCUUCUUAUACGGUGCCAUUAGAAAGAGAUAAUUCAGAAGAGUUUUUAAAACGGGAAGCCAGAGCAACUCAAUUAGCAGAGGAAAUUGAAUCAAGUGCUCAAUACAAAGCUCGAGUUGCCUUGGAAAAUGAUGAAAGGACAGAAGAAGAAAAAUAUACUGCUGUUCAGAGAAAUGCUGGGGAACGAGAAGGACAUGGUGUGAACACUAGGGAAAAUAAAUACAUUCCACCUGGACAGAGAAACAGAGAUGUCCUGUCCUGGGGAAGUGGAAGACAAAACUCACCGAGGAUGAGCCAGUCUGGAUCAGGCCCACCAAUUUCAAGAUCUGGAUCCCAUGCUUCAGAUUUCAGUUCUAAUUCUGGAGCAGAUCAAAGAGUAGUUAACGGAGGUGUUCCCUGGCCAUCGCCUUGCCCAUCUCCUUCCUCUCGCCCACCUUCUCGCUACCAGUCAGGUCCCAACUCUCUUCCACCUCGGGCAGCCACCCCUACACGGCCGCCCUCCAGGCCCCCCUCGCGGCCCUCCAGGCCCCCGUCUCACCCCUCUGCUCAUGGUUCUCCAGCUCCUGUCUCUACUAUGCCUAAACGCAUGUCUUCAGAAGGGCCUCCACGGAUGUCUCCUAAGGCACAACGGCACCCUCGAGGUCACAGAGUCUCUACUGGUAGGGGUACAAUUUCAAGUGGCUUAGAAUUUGUAUCUCAUAAUGCACCAGGGGAAGCAUCUACUACUACAGUGGCACGAGGCAGCCCUUCAGGUGGGACGUGGUCAUCAGUUGUCAGUGGGGUUCCAAGAUUAUCCCCUAAAACACACAGGCCUAGGUCUCCAAGGCAGAGCAGCAAUCCCACGGGACCAGCUCUGCCUUCUCCUCAACCUGGUACUAUUCCUACUGAAUCUGUUGCCAUGCCUGUUCCAGCUGCCUCUCCCACACCUGCUAGCCCUGCGUCCAACAGAGCAGUUACGCCUUCUAGUGAAGCUAAAGAUACUAGGCUUCAGGACCAGAGGCAAAAUUCUGCAACUGGAAACAAGGAGAAUGUAAAGCCCAGUGAGACUUCUCCUAGUUUUCCUAAACCUGAAAACAAAGGUGUAUCUCCAGUUGUUUCAGAACAUAGAAAACAGAUUGAUGAUUUAAAGAAAUUUAAGAAUGACUUUAGGUUACAGUCGAGUUCCUCUUCAGAUGCAGUAGAUCAGCUGCUAAACAAAACUCGAGAAGGUGAAAAAUCAAGAGAAGUGGUUAAAGAAAAGACAGAAUCAGCCCCUAAAGAAUCUAUCAUAGAAACUGGCAGUAAUACUAACUCUAACAGUGGCAGUAGUAAACCUAAUAGUCCAAGUAUUUCUCCAUCAAUAAGUAAUAGUUCUGAGCAAAAGAGAGGGCCAGAGGUAACUUCACAAGGUGUACAGACAUCUGGGCCUGGAAGUAAACAAGAUAAAGAGGAUAAAGAGGAGAAGAAAGAUACUUCUGAGCAAGUUAGAAAAUCAACACUUAAUCCUAAUGCAAAAGAGUUCAACCCUCGAUCUUUUGCUCAACCGAAGCCUUCUACCACACCAACCUCACCUCGUCCACAAGCUCAACCUAGCCCCUCCAUGGUGGGUCAUCAGCAGCCAACUCCAGUGUACACUCAGCCUGUCUGUUUUGCACCAAAUAUGAUGUACCCGGUUCCAGUGAGUCCAGGCGUGCAGCCUUUGUAUCCUAUUCCCAUGACGCCCAUGCCAGUGAACCAAGCCAAGACAUAUAGAGCAGGUAAAGUACCAAAUAUGCCACAGCAACGGCAAGACCAACAUCAUCAGAGCACCAUGAUGCAUCCUGCCUCAGCAGCAGGCCCUCCGAUUGUAGCUACACCACCAGCUUAUUCGACGCAAUAUGUUGCAUAUAGUCCCCAACAGUUUCCUAAUCAGCCUCUUGUGCAGCAUGUGCCACACUACCAGUCUCAGCAUCCUCAUGUUUAUAGCCCUGUAAUACAGGGCAACGCUAGAAUGAUGGCACCACCAACACAUGCACAGCCUGGUUUAGUAUCUUCUUCUGCAACACAGUAUGGUGCGCAUGAACAGACGCAUGCUAUGUAUGCAUGUCCCAAAAUACCAUACAGCAAGGAGACAGGCCCUUCUUUCUACUUUGCCAUUUCUACUGGCUCACUUGCUCAGCAGUAUGCCCACCCUAAUGCUACCCUGCAUCCGCAUCCUCCACAUCCUCAGCCUUCGGCCACGCCAACUGGCCAGCAGCAAAGCCAACAUGCUGGAAGCCACCCUGCUCCUAGCCCCGUGCAGCAUCAUCAGCACCAGGCUGCUCAGGCACUCCACCUGGCAAACCCACAGCAGCAGUCGGCAAUUUACCAUGCAGGUCUAGCUCCAACCCCACCCUCCAUGACGCCAGGCUCCAAUACGCAGUCUCCACAAAAUAGUUUUCCUACAGCACAACAAACAGUCUUCACCAUUCAUCCCUCCCAUGUUCAACCUGCAUAUACCAAUCCGCCACACAUGGCCCAUGUCCCCCAGGCUCAUGUACAGUCAGGAAUGGUUCCUUCUCACCCAACUGCCCAUGCUCCAAUGAUGCUAAUGACGACACAGCCACCUGGUGGUCCCCAAGCCGCCAUCGCUCAAAGUGCACUACAACCCAUUCCAGUCUCGACAACAACACAUUUCCCCUAUAUGACGCACCCUUCAGGUGAGGAGUGUGUGCCUGGGAGACCUGCCCCGUAACUGAGCCAGGUCAUACUAGUGAGGAAAACUAUACGAGCCAGAUUUUGGGAAAAGGAGAACCAAAAAUACUGAAAAUGUCCUUUUACAGUAGCAGACUGCUAAAAGCAGACUGUUUCUGCAUUUAGCAUUCAUAUUUGCCAGCCCAAAGGCAGGCCUAGCUAUACAUGCAAGGUUUAGCUAACUUAGCAAGAAUUUUGUAUAGCUGAAUGGCAGAAAUGGAUAACUGUGCAGGCACUGGCGUUGUGGGACUGUAUUCUUUCAGGUUUUGCCUUGGGGGUUGGACUGCGUAGCCCAUUUUUAAUGAUCUGGAGUUUUAUUAAAUUUAAAGUGAUUCGCCUUGAGGAUAGGAGUGAAAAUACUGCUGAAGGAGUAGGAUUGCUAGACUUCUGAGAGCUGAAGUAAAAUGGCAUUUGAAGUCUAUUCUUUAAUUCAGACCAACACUUUGCAACUUUAUUUCUGGGGAAAAAUAGAUGCUAUAUGACUUUUUUCCCACGUUAUAUUUAAUUCCUACCUAGGUUUCUGUAUUAUUUUUUUUUUCCAAACAGCCUCUGAACUCUUGUAGUGAACUAAAUACCUGAUUUUGUGUAUUGGGGGAUGUGUGAGGAGAACAAGGAUGCUUUCUGAGGGUUUAGGUAGGGGGAGGGGGAAAACAAAAAACAAAGAGCAUCUUAAUAUGCAGGGUUUUUUUUUUCCUUUUUUUUUUUUUUUUUUUUUUUUAAUAAAAGGAAGUUCAGCUCAGCUCAGUAGUUGUCCUGUGACCACUUUACUAGCAAACUGUUGUGUGGCUUGCCAAUCUAUUAUUUACAUUUGAACUUUUUUU
This is a messenger RNA of Rhea pennata, 4302 nucleotides long. RefSeq names its product ataxin 2 (gene ATXN2). Lineage: Eukaryota; Metazoa; Chordata; Aves; Rheiformes; Rheidae. Bases 141 to 3482 code for a protein of 1113 amino acids. The record is from RefSeq and is a predicted model, not a curated record. The transcript is spliced from 24 exons. Gene Ontology annotation, molecular function: mRNA binding. Gene Ontology annotation, cellular component: cytoplasmic stress granule. Gene Ontology annotation, biological process: cytoplasmic stress granule assembly.